CCUUCUACAUCUAGGCCUAGGAAGGUGGAAAUAAAUAAUCAUAAGUCCUAAUUGUAGAAUUAGAGACAGAUCAGAGAUAGAUCCAAACAGGAAAAAGUUGACGCCGCAGGUGCGGGCGGUGUGACCGGCGAAAAUGGGGAAGGAAUUCCGGGAGGAAAAUCUAAAAAAAUUUCAGAUGUAUUUGAUUCGGAUAUUAUAUAUAAGUGCCGUGUGCGUGUGGAUAUCGAAUUGACUUCUUCGACAAAUACUCUUUGGAAAUUCCCAAAGGAAUGAAAUUGAAAUUUCUUCACGUAAACCGUAAUACGUCAAUGAUCCGAUAGAAGAUCCGGAUCAGACAGUGAUUUAUGAAUACCAUUUCAGUAAAAGGCAAUUACGUAAAAUUAUCAGUAAAACUGUAAGGAUACGUUCGCAUUCUGCAUUUUCUGAACGAUUAUUAUUGUGUAGUAGUUAAUUAUAUCGUUUGGUUUCCCGAGAUUAUUUUGACGUCAGAAGAAAAAAACUGUCGCAAUCAUCGUUGCAACGACUUUUCCGGAAGUAGCGGUUAGGAGGAUCUGCUGCUUAGAUUCUGUGAAAACGUGCGCAAACUUCUUUCUCGUUGCUACUUUGGCUGUGGGAUAAGUAGGGGGAAGAAUUUUGACCAAAUAUUCACGUCCCUGAGACCCGCAAGCCUUCCACAAGUAGCGUCUAGGGAAACCAAACGGCAAGUCGGAAGCUAAAUCUCGAGGACUGCAGUGCGAUUGGAAAAUCGGAAGUUUUUAUACCAGGAUCUAACGAAGGUUCGGAGUCUGAUCAUGAGUAACGAGAAUGGUGCGAGGAAUCCGAACAUUAAUCAUAACGAAAAACCCCGUGAGGUACGGCUUGGACUGGAGGGUAUUGGUGGAACAACGAAGCCUAAGGACCCGGUAAAUUUGGAUGAAGUUAACAAAAUGACCAGAACUUCGGUGUUGAACGGAGUGCAAUUCACCGGUCUUGACGAUAACGAUUCGCGGCGAACUCGAUCGGUAAAACCGGUGAAUUAUGCCGCGAGGAAGACCGUGGCUCAGGGUAUGAUGGACAUUGCGCUUCUCACAUCCAACGCGAAUCAACUCAAGAGUCUAAUCGAGUACCAAAGUCAUGUCAAGACGUACCUCUUCGUGAUGGUUCUGAUAUGCGUCAGUCUCGUACUGCAGAUCACUGUAGGCGUCACGCUCAUUUUCAAAGGCCGUUUCGACUCAAAGUUUAAGGACAAGGCUGCCGCGGCGAGAGUAAAUAAAUAUAUAAUGACCGCAGUGUUCCUGAUAACGGUGAUAAAUAUAUUUAUCGCAGUAUUUAGCACCGGUGGUAAUUCGUCCGGAAAUAUUUCCAGUACCGCAAUAGACGCUACCAGAAAUAACUCUUAAUUAUUCCCUGUUAUUAUUUAUUUACGAUAUUUGUAUACGUAUGUACGAUAAUUUUAACGAUGACUGAUUAAAUUUUCACUGCCUCCGCAUAUUAUGAAUUAAUAAUAGUAACGAUUUUCGUAACAAUUAUACAACUUGAAAUGAGAAAUUUUGUUUCAAAUUUACCGUUCAGAUUAAAUUUACAAUGUUACUUCGGUGGAAAGAGAAUAUAUAAUAAUAUAAUAAUACAAUAACGAUGUCGUAAUAAGAUGAAAGCUUGGACAACCGCAAAAAUAUAUUUAAGAAACAAACACUACCUUAGAUUAUUAUACGCACGAAUGUAAGGCAGACAGCGGAAGUUCAAAAAGUUGGUAUCGCGUGAAAUGUGGUCUGAUAUAUCUAUAAUAGCGAGCCUUAAGGAAAAUAUGUUUUUAUGGAUUUGCGCUGAAAAUAAUUUACCGCAGGCUCUGUGGUCUGGCUAUGUGAUUUCCAGUCUUAACGGAUGUGAAAAGCAAUAUUACAUCCUAUUACACUGAUAUUGAAGAUGAAUAAGUUUAUUAUCCAACUUGCCUUUUUUCUAUCGAAAAGAAGAAAAUCAUCAGCUGCACAAAUCGAGUCGAAUCGAAGACGACGUUGCGUUCCCACGAAUAUUCGCCAUUAACCUGUUUGCGACAUUUCUAUAAGCUGUCUGAAUUAAAUUGAGUGAAAAUUU
This is a messenger RNA of Neodiprion fabricii, 2070 nucleotides long. RefSeq names its product ninjurin-B-like. The transcript is spliced from 4 exons. NCBI's taxonomy places the organism in Eukaryota, Metazoa, Arthropoda, Insecta, Hymenoptera, Diprionidae. Gene Ontology annotation, biological process: cell adhesion; tissue regeneration. The record is from RefSeq and is a predicted model, not a curated record. Bases 792 to 1379 code for a protein of 195 amino acids. Gene Ontology annotation, cellular component: membrane.